AUGUCAGCAUCGGUUUCUCCUAUUCCCGGUGAGGAGGAUCCGUCACUCGUCCUGGAUGAAGAGAUCUCCUCCGUGCGUGAUGAAAUUCGGAAGCUCACAGCGCGCAGACAAGUCUUAUCGGCCAGUCUUUUGUCGAGCAGCAGUGUCAGGAACAGCCUCGAGUCGCAUCUUCUAAGCAGGGUUGACUCUGACGCGCCAUCCGCUAUCCUUGAGUCCGGUAAACACGCCGAAACGAACCAUCAUCGCAUUAUCUUUUCAGCCACUUCAUUCCCAUUUAAGGACCCGUCGCCUCAUACGGACUCCCCAGAUCUACUUGGUAUCCGUAUUGACGUCAAUGUUCGCGAUGGCACCUUUGCGAAGCCAUAUUAUUUACUCCUCAAACGCGUAGGAGAGGAUCGAAAGUCGUUACAGAUACACCGGCACACUAUACCGGUUUUCAUUCCGUUAAAACAGCUAGAGCAGAAAUACCUUCCUAGUUGGACUUCCGAGGAUGACUCUGGUGGAAGCUUGAAACCAUGGAAGAGGAGGAAGCAAGAUCUCAAGAAGUUAGUGCAAGAACUGCGUCGUGAGCUCGUUGCCUGGCAUCUUCGGAGAGACGUGGUUACACUUUUGCAGGAGCAGCUUGGAAUUACUGAUUGUGAUCUAUCCCACUUGGAGUCUGCUGGUAUGCAACCCGAUACUGUGGCAUAUACCCUGGGAAUAUCGUCUGUCUCUGCAGCGUCUAUCGAGGCUAGAUACAUACGCGUCCAGUGGCAAGAUGGACGCAUUGGAAGAAUCAAGGUAUCAAAUCGAGGCCUUGUUGAAAGAGCUAUUAUCAUAGGCGAUGAUGGCCGUGAUAAGACCACGGAAACCCUGAUUGCUGGCGGUGAUGGCCGCGCCGAGAAUAUUGUCCGAAGGCUCCUUGACGGCAAAACAUGA
Arthroderma uncinatum is the source of this 918-nucleotide messenger RNA. RefSeq lists its product as uncharacterized. Gene Ontology annotation, cellular component: kinetochore; Mis6-Sim4 complex. The transcript is spliced from 2 exons. The record is from RefSeq and is a predicted model, not a curated record. NCBI's taxonomy places the organism in Eukaryota, Fungi, Ascomycota, Eurotiomycetes, Onygenales, Arthrodermataceae. The coding region runs from base 1 to 918 and encodes 305 amino acids.